AUGUUCUGCAAGGAAACAUACUCAGCAAACUAUAAAAAGAAGAAAAACCGACUAAGGGAAGUCACCCGAAGAUGCUUCAACCUGAUCGACUUCAACUACGAGCACUUAUCAUCGUUAAUAGGGAAAAACAACAAAGGUGAUGUUUUGACAAGCUACCAAUUUAGUGACGAUGAAAUAAAAUUCGAUUCAGACGAAAAUAUACGCAGUAACGAGAUAUACUUCCCAGAAAGCACGUAUACAAAUAAUGACUUUAAAAAUUUGCUAGGAUGGGUACCCAGAAAUUUAGUAGUGACAGAACCGGUCACCACAGACUCCAUCCCGUGUGCAUUUUUCUUUUCAAAGAAUGAUGAUAAACUAUCAACAGAUAAUAAAAUAAUUUUAUACCUGCAUAAGUUUAAUGAGGAUUUAGGCACGAUAAUCCCAACGGUGAAUGCCCUACAUAAAAAAUUAGAAAUGAAUAUUAUCGCAAUGGAGUAUUCAGGAUAUGGGGUUAGUUUCGACACGUAUGAACAGAAGCUUGUUUCAAUUGUGAACGAUUCAUUUACUCUUUUAAAAUUUAUUGUUAACUUUUUGAAAAUUCCGUCUAAAAAUAUAUACAUUUUGUGUUACGAGUUUUUGGCUAGCUGCGCUAUAGAGGUGGUAAAUCGAUAUGAAGACACGUAUGGCAAAAAGGAGUCCUUAGGCGGCCUGGUCCUUAUUAAACCCCAGCUGCUGCAUGUUGUUAGCCAGCAUACAGUCCCUUCACCGUGUGAACAAGACGAUAAUAUUGUGUUAGGGGAUAAAGAUCCCAUCGGAGUCGUCGGAGGAAAAAAAGGAUUUACUGGUCAGUGUGCAGAUAACACUUUUGACGAGGCUGAGGCAGUUGAGGGGGGCAUCCUUGAGGGAGAUGUUCCACCUUGUAAGGACAUCUCACACUGUGAGGACGUCCCAAACUGUGAAGACGUCCCUUUUUGUGACGGACGGACGACGAAGGAAAGCCAAUACGCCGUCUUCAAGAAAUCGAAGCAGAAAAACUGCACAGUGACGAGUCCGAAAAAAUGGUACCACUCUCUCGGAUUUAAAAAGGACGAAGAAGCAGCCUACAAUGUGACGAGCAACAGUGUCAAGAAAAACAGCUUCGAAAAAAAAGGAGUCCUUACCAUUCGCAACAACGUAUCCAAUAGAGCGUGGAAAGGAGCUUUCGUAGGUACUAACUCUUAUCAGUCCGGAAAUGGCAUAAUUACUUGUGACAUGUCGUUAUUUUACAGCGAUAAUCAACCCCCCCCAGGGACAGAAAAUAACGACAUACCCAACUCUCUAAUGAAGAGAAUAUUAAAGGACACAUUUGAUAUAAGGCAUUCCAUAAAUUCAAUCAAAUCAAUUUCGUGUUCCAUUUUAAUUUUCCACCCUGAAAAUUAUAUCUAUAAAAAUUCGAGUUCAUAUAUUCUGCUGGGCAAUGCGAAAGAAUGUCACAAGAAGGCAGCUUUUUUAUUUGAUUUCAUGAACGAAGAUUUUGUCGCGGCCUUUAAGUGGUUCUUCUCAGAAAUAUCCAAUUCGAAGAGGCAAGAAAAGCUAUUUAAAAAUUUGCUUUCUUUAUAUGAGCACCCGUCAUAUGAUAGGAAGGACAAUGUUAGUACAAGUGACGGGGUGGAGAAGAAACUAAAUCGUGUCAUUAAUAGCGAACAGAGGGAAAACACACGUAGCGAUUUAGGCUACAUAUGUAGCGGAAGUUUUGAUACAACACUUGACGAAAUUCCUGAUUCAAGUUUUAAUGUACCUCUUAACAGUAGUGUCAGAAAUAGCUUCAUCCUCCAGGAAUGCAACCUAAAUGAUGCCCUAAGCGACAGUGAAGAUUCUCCUAAAUGUGAUGCUCAUAGUUGUAGCCCUUCAAACAGCAAGAGUACCAUUAACUUACCUGAGGAAAUUUUCGUAUGUCCAGAAAUGGUUCAGGAAGAAAUCCACUACAAGGGGGAUACCCAUGUGGGGAGUUAA
Plasmodium inui San Antonio 1 is the source of this 1971-nucleotide messenger RNA. RefSeq lists its product as hypothetical. The transcript has a single exon. Bases 1 to 1971 code for a protein of 656 amino acids. The record is from RefSeq and is a predicted model, not a curated record. Lineage: Eukaryota; Apicomplexa; Aconoidasida; Haemosporida; Plasmodiidae.